AUGGCAACCUGCAAAAACCUAGUUAGCUUAUCAAAUCUUGCCACCCCUUUCUCUUCCCUCCCUCCUUCAUUCUCUUCUCCCCGCGGUUUCUUCACCUCCAUCAAGCUGGGCCUGCAUAGAAGGGCUUCCUCGAUGCGUUGCUACGGUUGCAAUUCUGCCGGAGCAAUUGCUCUGGACAUGUCGGAUUCAGUCUUGGAUGUGCCGGAAGAUUCUUUUCGAGACACCGUGGAAGAGUUUCUGACCGGAAGCAGCCACCACCACGACGACAACGUUGCCAGGUUCAUGAAAAUGGAGCGGAAACCGAUAACAAUCGAAUCCGUUCCUAGUGGAGACCGUUGGUUCCCGUACUUGGACAAGUUUAAGGCAUCCAAUGGUGAGUAUUUGAGCAGUGGGGAAGUGUUGGAGGCGUUAGAACCUUAUAUUAUGGUUGCCCGGAAAGAGAGGUUCCGGAAAGCGGUGAAGAAACGAAGCUAUUCCGUGAGCUUGGUGGUUGAGGGGCUCGCCGAUUUUGGGAAUGUUUCUGCAGCGUUUAGGUCCGCCGACGCCUUGGGAUUUCAGUCUGUCCACGUCGUGUCAUGUGACAGCUCAAAAAGGUAUAGAGACAAUCGUCAUGUUAGCAUGGGGGCUGAGAAAUGGUUGGAUAUUGAAGUCUGGAACUCCACGAAGGAUUGCUUCAAAGUUUUGAAAUCACGUGGUUUCAGGAUAGCUACUACGCAUUUGGGAAUUGAUGCGGUCUCCAUUUAUGAUAUGGACUGGUCAUACCCAACAGCAAUAGUUGUUGGAAAUGAGCACAGUGGAAUAAGCCAGGAGGCUCUUGAAUUGUCAGACUUGCAUUGCAGUAUUCCAAUGAAUGGCAUGGUGGACUCUUUCAAUGUUUCGGUUGCUGCUGGUAUUCUGAUGCACCAAGCUGUUUGUGAUAGGACUUCCCGCCUGGGCUGUCAUGGGGAUCUGACAUUUGAAGAACGCCAGAUCUUGCUUGCGGAGUUCUUUUUGCGCCAUAACCUGAUCUCAACUCAAAUUGCAGAUGAAUAUGCUAGACGGAAGCUGGACCAACCAGUGUCAAAGCUCUGA
Messenger RNA from Oldenlandia corymbosa var. corymbosa, 1071 nucleotides. Lineage: Eukaryota; Viridiplantae; Streptophyta; Magnoliopsida; Gentianales; Rubiaceae. The record is from the annotation of a GenBank genome assembly.